CUGGUCUUUUCUCCAAUAACAGUGGUAUCCUAUUUCUUUUGUUGUCUGUCCCUCCAGAGCUCCCACAUCAACAUGUCUGUAAGGAGGAGGAGGUUCUCUCUGACCAGCAGCUCAACAUGCCAGUUAUAACCUCUGUGGAAUCAGAAGCAAACCGUGACCACCAGCUCCUCUCUCACAACUCUCAUGGAGCUGAGAGUCAAGAUCAGAAAGGAGGCCAGCAUGGAGACUCAGGAUCAGCUAGAAAUGCAGAGCCAGAACCAAAGAAGAGACGACGCAAGAGCAGAAGUCACUGUAACAACGUAGACAACACUAACAUGUCAGAGGUUCACUCUAAUACUCAAACAGAGCUCCCACAGCAACAUGUCUGUAAGGAGGAGGAGGUUCUCUCUGACCAGCAGCUCAACAUGCCAGUUAUAACCUCUGUGGAAUCAGAAGCAAACCGUGACCACCAGCUCCUCUCUCACAACUCUCAUGGAGCUGAGAGCCAAGACCAGAAAGGAGGCCAGCAUGGAGACUCAGGAUCAGCUAGAAAUGCAGAGCCAGAACCAAAGAAGAGACGACGCAAGAGCAGAAGUCACUGUAACAACGUAGACAACACUAACAUGUCAGAAACAGACGUCCAUAAGCUGUCGGUGGUUAAAGCAGAGGUUCCCCCUGAGCAGCAGGGGUGGAGCUCCAGUCUGGACCAGGAGGACCCAGACCCCCCACACAUUAAAGAGGAACAGCAGCAACUCUGGACCAGUCGGGAGGAAGAGCAGCUUCAAGGGCUGGAGGAGGCUGAUAUCAAGUUCCCGUUCACUACUGUCCCUGAGAAGAGUGAAGAAGAUGAUGAAGAGAAAGCUCAGUCCUCACAGCUUCAUGAAAGCCAAACUGAGGAGAACAGAGAAGCAGAGAGAACAGGACCUGAUGGAGAGGACUGUGGGGGACCAGAACCAGCCAGGAACUCAGAUCCAGAUAGUCCUUUACAACCAGCUACUCAUGACAAGACUUCAGACUCCCCUGAAUCUGAGACUGAUGAUAGUGCAGAAUGGGAGGAGACUAGGGAACCUCAGACAGGUUUAAACCCUCUGUCAAACAAUGAAGAACCUGUAAGUGAUGUUGGAUGUAACACUGGAAACACAUCAGUUAGCUCCUCUGAAUGUACAGGAAGCUUUGGCCGCAAGAAACAUCUGCAGAAACACUCUGGAGCCCAAACAGGAGAGAAACCAUUUAGUUGCUCAGUUUGUGGUAAAAGAUACCUUCGGAAGAAAACCUUAACGACUCACAUGAAACUUCAUUCAAAAGAAAAAUGUUCCACCUGCUCAGUUUGCAAAGCAAGUUUCUGUCAGCCUGGCAAUUUGGUUGUACACAUGAGAAUCCACGGAGGUGAAAAACCAUUUAGUUGUUCAGUUUGUGAUAAAAAAUUUGCGCUGAAGCAAAAUCUGAGACGACAUUUGACUGUCCACACGGGAGAAAAACCAUUUAGUUGUUCAGUUUGUAGUAAAAGUUUUACACAAAAGAAAACUCUGAGACAACAUUUGACUGUCCACAGGGGGGAGAAACCAUUUAGUUGCUCAGUUUGUAGUAAAUGUUUUGCACAUAAGCGAACUCUGAGACAACAUUUGACUAUCCACGUGGGGGAGAAACCAUUUAGUUGCUCAGUUUGUAGUAAACGUUUUACACAAAAGAAAACUCUGAGACAACAUUUGACUGUCCACACAGGUGAAAAGCCAUUUAAUUGUUCAGUUUGUAGUAAAGGUUUUGCAGCCCCUAGCAAUCUGAGGCGACACGUGGUCGUCCACACAAGGGAGAAAUCUUUUAGUUGUUCAGUGUGUAGUAAAAGUUUUGCAUUAAAACAAACUCUGAGUCAACAUUUGACUAUCCACACGGAGGAGAAACCAUUUAGUUGCUCAGUUUGUAGUAAAAGUUUUUCACAAAAGCGAACUCUGAAACGACACUUGAUUGUCCACACGAGAGCUGAAUCUGAGAUCCCUUAAAUUGCAUUUUCAUCCCCUUUCGUCCCUUCCUCCCGCCUUAGUCUGCCCCAUCAGGGAAGCAUGGGAUAGACAGAGGAGACAUCCUUUCUCCUGAACCAUCACAUAACUUCGUCAGCUUCUGUGGAGGGAGUUAGCGAUGGCGUUCAGCUGCACGGCCAUAGACAGUUAAAGAAGUGGACCAACAGGUCCCGUUGCUCCGGACAGAGACCAGUGAAGUCUAUUAGAAGCUCUUCCCUGGUGAUGCUGAGCGUUACUGCGCAGACU
Molecule: messenger RNA, 2240 nt
Organism: Etheostoma spectabile (orangethroat darter)
Lineage: Eukaryota; Metazoa; Chordata; Actinopteri; Perciformes; Percidae
Product: zinc finger protein 260
Exons: 3
Coding region: 117-1976 (619 amino acids)
Biological process (GO): regulation of transcription by RNA polymerase II
Molecular function (GO): RNA polymerase II cis-regulatory region sequence-specific DNA binding; DNA-binding transcription factor activity, RNA polymerase II-specific
Source: RefSeq, a predicted model, not a curated record